Morone saxatilis (striped sea-bass) is the source of this 5425-nucleotide messenger RNA. RefSeq names its product anoctamin 8a (gene ano8a). Lineage: Eukaryota; Metazoa; Chordata; Actinopteri; Moronidae. The transcript has 18 exons. Gene Ontology annotation, cellular component: plasma membrane. The record is from RefSeq and is a predicted model, not a curated record. Gene Ontology annotation, biological process: chloride transmembrane transport. Gene Ontology annotation, molecular function: chloride channel activity. Bases 936 to 4166 code for a protein of 1076 amino acids.
CAACUACAAGAAUUGAUGCCACUAAAUCCUACAUACUUUAAACCCUAAACUACAGCCAGCAGCUGGUUAGCUUAGCACAAUGACUGGAAACAGGGGAACGGCUAGCAUUGGCCUAAACUUUAUGGGGAGUUAUAUGAGGAACUGCAGUGCAAGGACUGGAGUUUCUGCUGGUCAUCCUGUUUUGUUCAGUUCAGUUUUUCUACAUAUCAAAUAAAGAUAUAUGUGAUAUGAUAUAUGUUGUUAAAUAGUGAGCUUUACUGUGCUGGGUGGACUGGUUACCCUUGGACAGAGUCAGGCUAGCUGUUUCCCCCUGAACAAUGACCUUCUCCUGGCUGUAGCUUCAUAUUAACUCUCAGAGAGGAGCUGGGGGGGCUUGAAACAUUUUUUUGCCCCGGUCUGCCAAACAAAUGAAUCUGGCCCUGCUAAUCUGAGACAUUCAGUGUCAACUAUGUGUCAUUUGGAAAGUAGGCAAUACCAUUCUAAAAUAGAGUAAAGUAAAUAUACAUUUUUGUGACCUAACACUGUCAAACUAGGCAACAUAUUUUUCUUCCAAUAGAAAAGAUCAGUAAAAAGUCAUUGUGGGACAUGUAGUACAGUAGAUGUAUCCUGAUUAAUACAAUCGAAUGCAUAUUAUACCGAACCACCUGCAGCUGUGCAUGUGCAGCCAGGACACAUACAUGUCAGUGUUUAUAGACCUGCAGCCUGCGGCGGUGUCUCCCUAAACUCUGUCGUCACCACCCAGUCACGACUAGUGCGCGUAGCGUGUAGAUGCCAUGAUCAUGUUCCUCCUCCUCCUCCUCCUCCUCAUCUAUCAGAUACACUAGGGGUGUUUUCCUUUACAUGCAACGGCCAUGCAAUAAAACGCGAAAGAGUCCUCCGUGCAGCGAGGUCUUUCAGCCCCAUCACCACCACCUGGAGUAUUUGCGCACACCAGCAUGCAAGCGGCGGGCACCGGAGCAACUGACACCGACGCUACUGUAAACAGUAGCAGCAGCACCGCAGACGUCGACGACAGCGACGGGGCAGGGGAGAGGAUGGAGAGGACGGUGCCAAGCGAGCAGCAGGACAGGACCAACAACCAGCAGCAGCAGCAACAGCCGAAAACGUCCUUAUCGCCGUCCUCAGUGCUCGAUAAAUUGUUUGGGAAGCGCUUUCUGCAGGCCAGACACUACAUUAUGUCUCGGAAGUCCUGGCUGAAGAUGGUGCCCACCGAAAACUGUGACAUCCUGAUGACAUUCCCAGAUACAAUAGAUGACCACACUCUGCUGUGGCUCCUGAAUCAGAUUCGUGUUGGAAUCCCUCAAGUCAGCAUUCAAGUUCGACAGCAUAAGCACACCCAGACACACGCCUUCUUCAUCACGACAACGUUUGAGAACUUACUGCGUGGAGCGGAGCAGAUGGGCAUGCACAAGGCCGUCAAACCGCAGUUUGGUGGCGGGAUGCGGCGCUUUUCCUGUGAGGAAGACAACAUCUAUGAAAACAUAGAGAGCGAGCUUUGCUUUUUUACCUCACAGGAGCGUCAGAGCAUUAUAAAGUAUUGGCUGGACAACCUGCGAGCCAAACAGGGGGAGGUGCUUCACAACAUUCACUUCCUGGAGGGACAGCCAAUCAUUCCAGAGCUGGUGGCUCGGGGUGUGAUCCAACAAAUGUUUCCUCUCCACGAGCAGAGGAUCCUCAACCAGCUGAUGACAUCUUGGGUCCAGGCUGUGUGUGAGAGGCAGCCCCUGGAUGACAUCUGUGACUACUUUGGAGUGAAGAUCGGCAUGUAUUUUGCCUGGCUGGGUUUCUACACAAACUCAAUGCUUUACCCUGCUGUCAUUGGCUUUCUGCUCUGGAUACUCGCAGAGGCUGACCAGACCAGUCAGGAUAUCUGCUGUGUGGUAUUUGCCCUCUUCAAUGUUGUGUGGGCGACGUUGUUUCUGGAGCGCUGGAAGAGGCGAGAGGCGGAGCUGGCCUACAGGUGGGGCACCCUGGACACCCCCACCGAGUCCUUGGAGGAGCCCAGGCCCCAGUUCAGGGGAGUGAAGCGCUGCAGUCCUAUAACGGGCUGUGAGGAGUUCUACUACCCGCCCUGGAAGAGAGCUCUGUUCAGAUGGCUGGUCAGCCUGCCCAUCUGCCUCCUCUGUCUCUGUUUUGUCUUCCUUGCUAUGCUCCUCUGCCUGGAACUGCAGGAAGUGGUGAUGGAGAUCCAGGAGCUACCUGGUAUCACAAGAUUCAUUCCUAAGAUACUUCUGGCCGUUACUGUAACUGUAUGUGAUGAGGUGUAUAAGAAGAUUGCCUACUGGCUUAAUGACAUGGAGAAUUACAGACUUCAGAGUGCCUAUGAGAAUAAUCUCAUCAUCAAGAUGGUUUUUUUUGAAUUCAUUAAUUCGUACCUUAGCCUUUUUUACAUCGGAUUCUACCUCAAGGACAUGGAGCGACUUAAGGAGAUGUUAGCCACUCUACUGAUCUUCCGCCAGUUCCUGCAAAACAUCAAAGAGGUCCUCCAGCCUUAUCUCUAUGAGCAGAACAAGCUGGGUGUCUUCACCCCGAAGGUGCUGUGGGAACUGCUCCAAGCCAUCAUGCUCAAGUAUGGCCGUCUCGCUCUGGGAAAGGCCCAAGCUUCAAUGACAGCCUAUUCCUUCCUGGGUCCCAGAGGGAUCCCUGUCAGUCACACCGCUAACGGAAACCCAGAGCCAAGGAGAAGAGGGGAUCUGAAAGCCGGAUUCAGGCUGACAGAGGAAGAGUGGGACAUGAAUGACAGCAAUCUGAAGCAACGUAAAGUCAGCUUCACAGAGAAGGUCGACUACCAGGACGUCACGACAGAAACGCAGACGGUGUACGAGAGCUCCCUCGAGGACAGUCCCACAAUGGUAGAGGAAGGGAUGGAUCGGUCCAGUAUUUUUGACAGUUGUGAUGAGGACAGUGAUUGUGAAUCACUGGCUCAAGAAUCUGACUCUCUCUGUCAGAGAAGAAAGAAUGCAGGUGAGGGGAAAGAGGAUAAGAAGUCAUGGAUUGAUCCACCAGAAGAACCCAAAACUGUCACUCUCACCCAGGCUGAGAUUGAGAGCUGUAUGCAGACAUAUGAGGACACGCUUCAGGACUACCAGGAAAUGUUCAUUCAGUUUGGCUAUGUGGUGCUCUUCUCCUCUGCGUUUCCCCUGGCGGCCAUGUGCGCUCUUAUCAACAACAUCAUUGAGAUCCGUAGCGAUGCCCUGAAGCUCUGUACCGGCCUGCAGAGACCCUUUGGACAGAGGGUGGAGAACAUCGGACAAUGGCAGACUGCAAUGGAGGCCAUGGGCUUGAUAGCCAUUAUAGUUAACUGUUACCUGAUUGGUCAGUGUGGGCAGCUCCAGCGUCUGUUCCCCUGGUUGAGUCCUGAGAUGACCAUCAUCUCAAUUGUCUUACUGGAGCACUUUGCAAUCCUCCUAAAGUACAUCAUCCAUGUUGCCAUACCUGAUAUCCCUGGCUGGGUAGCAGAAGAAAUGGCCAAGCUAGAGUACCGACGAAGGGAAGCUUUCAAGAAGCAUGAGCAACAGGCCCAGCAGCACUUCCAACAGCAGCUCAGACGCAGACGUGAAGAGGAGGAGCUUCAUCGUCAGGCUGAGCUGCAGGCUGAGGCCCGUCAGGACAGCGACUACCACAAAGCGGACUCCCAGCACCAGCACCACCACGACAAAACACCAGGGGGCAAGCAAGGGGACAAGCCCAAGAGACCCAGCUCUCUGCUGGGAAACAACAAUGUGAUGAAGCUGAAGCAGAUCAUCCCUCUCCAGGGAAAGUUCUCGUCCGGCACCUCGCGUUCACCAGCCCAGUCCCCCACAGGAGGGGAGGCAAAGCUCCCGGGAUUUCUGAAGUUCUUGAAGUCACCUGAGGUGAAAAAGGAGCCAGCAGUGGCAGUGGGAGCAACGCCAGGGUCAACAGUGACCUCCUCAGUACCCCCUAGUGGCCAGGAGAGGUCACAGUCCCCCAACAGGACAUUUAGUCCCGGGAAGCUGUUCAGUUUUAGCAAAUCAGAGGGGACUGUGGUGUGUGUGAAUGGGACACAACCAGCGACCCAGCCUGCUAACCCUCAGCCCAACAGGGCUGACUUAAAUACAACCCUGGAAGAAUUACCCUCUAAUGAGUCAGAUAAAGGCGAAUCAAGACAAUUGAGUGAUUUAGAAAACUCUGGCUCAAAGAGUUAAUAAAUAUUCUACCAUACCAAUGUAAUAAUGGAGAGCAAUGUACAGAUGUUCAGGCAACACACCUGCACUGUAAGAGAACACCUUAGUCACCAGGACCACAUGUAGGGUCAGCGAGCGUUAACUUUCACUCUAGAUGCAACUUACUUCGCACAAAGUAUUAUACUGUAUCUAUUAACACUUGAUUAUCUAGCUUCCAUGUAAAAUAUGUACAGUAAGUGUAACUCCUUGAAUGGGGCUCGAGUAACCUUUACUUAAGGUUCAAAUACUGCAUGAUUGCCUGGAUUUCAACAGCACCAGAACAGAUUUUCAGGACCUGAUCAUCAAUGAGCCCUUUUGUCAAAGGACAUAAACAGCAGCUUCCCAUUCCACAUUUGUUUCUCAUUCUGAUGCCUGUAUUAAAUGCAUGUUGCGUAAAGUGCAUGCAUUACAUGUCCAUCAUGUCUUUUCAGUUGUGAACCACCUUCAAAGCCAUUUUAUUCUUCCGCAAUAGGUCAGAUUAUAUUCACUGUGACCAUAAAAAAUAUUCUAUUUUUCUUAACUUUGAUUUUCUAUGAAUUAUUUUACUACAUAAAUUAGUGAAUGUACUUCUAUAAUGCAAAUAAAUCUCACUUAAAUAAACAUCCAUAAAGAGUUAACGCAUUGGCUGAUUUUGUUAACAGUAAAUACAUAUAACUGUACGGAAACAGGACAUAUGUAAACUUAAUUUUUAAGGAAAGUAGUAAGACUUAAAUUCAGAACAGGACAUAUAUACUCUAUCAAGGAUAUCUUUGCUAGAAGAUAAUUUCCAAUUCAGUGUCAUUACUAUUGCCCAAUACACAUCUCCACUAUUGGGAUCUAAAAUAAAUACUUAAUGAAGGAGGGGAUGUUUUUCAGUGUUGCUGUUUACUAUGAGUUACAGCCUUUACUGUAUGUCAUAGUGUAAUCUAUACAAGAACAAGAUCUAAAAUUGACAACAAUACAUUUAUACAGUAAACUCAAAGCAAAGCAUGAAACAAAAACCACAUUCCAAACUUAAUCCAACGAUGUAAUACAAGCCAUAUGACAAAAGUAGAAUUAGCACUCUUCUAUGGAGAGUUGGGAAACUAAAACACUGCAUUUCUCUGGUUUAAACUCAUACAGAGGGAACUUACAGUCAGUGUGUAUCCUACUUGUUUUGACUUACAUAAAUCACCCUAGCUGAACAUAUACUCCAUAACCUUUCAACAGCGAUCUGUUACAAAAAGUUACAAAUGUCAUUAAUAGACUCAACUGUCUUUUGU